Molecule: messenger RNA, 366 nt
Organism: Tetrahymena thermophila SB210
Lineage: Eukaryota; Ciliophora; Oligohymenophorea; Hymenostomatida; Tetrahymenidae
Exons: 1
Source: RefSeq, a predicted model, not a curated record
AUGGGCUGCAUUUAAACCAAGAAGAAACUCACUUAAGUCUAAUCAAUAAAUGAAAAUAAUAACUAGAAUUUUACCUAAAAAAAUGAAAAAGUUUACGAUUUUGGACUUAAAAAGCAAGACAGUUUAAAGUUAUAUGAUGCUGAGAAUCCUAGAGGACUCAUUACUAAGCACAUAUAAAAGAAGACUGCUUAGAAAACUUUAAGUAACUACAACUCCCAAAAUGUUAUUGAGUUAGAAGAAGGUUAUCCUACUCCUAGCAAAGUAGCUACCACCACAGUCAAUGGCAAAAGAACAAGUAUCUUAACAUCAUAACUCCUCAGUACUCCUUAGAUUGAAAAGAUCAUAUAAACUAAUAACAGCUAGUGA